CGGGGCUGAGAACCUGUGUGGUUUUGUAGUACUGUAAUAAUUUUCGCAUCAUAUCAGUAAAAGUAAAUAGGUAGGUACCUAAGGUUCAGUAGGUAUCGCAAGGAUCUCACAAUAAAAGAGAAUGGUCUGAAGCGUAUUCUUAAGGUUAACGAAGUCCUAACGAAAAUUACAGCGGCAGCAAAAUUACAGACGAAGAUGUAAUAACAUGAAAGGGUAGAUACAGGGGGGUACGGAGUGGGGUGGCUGGUGCCCUUCGCGCAUGCUCCAUUCAGUCGGCGACCCGGUGCGACCCUCGUCAACUUCAGUCCACACCUGAGGAGCUCAAGGCGAUCCCUCGUGCUUCUUCACUACAAACGAAUUUAGGACUAUAAAAUCCUACUCUAUUCAAAAAAAUGAUGAAGCCGAAAUUAACGAGCCACCUUAAUCUCUCCGAAAGACUAUUAAAACAUCAAACAUUGUGACGCACAACCACCGCAUAAGUUUCGAAUUACUUUAUUUCUAAAAUAUUUAACAUUUUUAACUAGUUUAUCGAUUGCUUUUGAAGUCGCAAUUAAUGACUAAUUGUAAUUAAAUCUCUAGCUAUUACACAUUUUAUAGUUAUUUUUCUAUAAGGGAUGGAAAUUCGACUGUUUAAAGUUAAGAAAGGAUUGUUUUCAACAAGUGUUAAGGAAUUUAUAUAAAAAUAUAGAGCCAAGCUUAUUGUUAACUAUGGUUAAAUUUGCGUUUGGUUAGGUGCUACAAAAAUGUUCUUUUAUACGAAGAUUAAUUAAUGAAACUUGAUAACUCAAAAAGAUAAAGAGAAAUAAUAAUGGAACCAUUUUCUGAUGAUUUGCUAUGGCUUGUGGUAAGCGGGUUUGUGGUGGCGUUCGUCUUGGCUUUCGGCAUUGGUGCGAACGAUGUGGCCAACUCAUUUGGCACCAGCGUUGGGUCCAAGGUACUCACGCUCACGCAGGCCUGCAUACUGGCAACUAUCUUCGAGAUAGCCGGCGCUGUGCUUAUAGGGUAUAAGGUAUCGGACACAAUGCGGAAAGGCAUUCUGGACGUGUCUUUAUAUGCUGACGGGGGCGAGAAGUUGUUGGCUGCGGGAUGCCUCUCGGCCCUGAUAUCGGGCGCCAUCUGGCUGAUCGUGGCCACGGCGCUGCGCCUUCCAGUCUCAGGAACACACUCCAUGGUUGGAGCGACUGUGGGAUUCACCCUCACAGCCAAAGGUCCAAUCGGCGUGAGGUGGUCGACUCUCGGAGCUAUUGUGUUGUCGUGGUUCAUAUCGCCGGCCCUGAGUGGGACAGCAUCAGCUCUCCUGUACUGGUUUGUGCGCCGGUUCAUCUUGAGAUCGCCACAGCCCGUCAAAGCAGGCCUUACGGCGUUGCCAUUCUUCUAUGGCGCUACCGUAGCUGUGAAUGUGCUCAGCGUGGUACACGAUGGACCCAAGUUGUUGGCGAUGGACAACAUCCCGCUGUGGCUGGCUCUGGUGUGCUCCAUGGCAUUCGGUGCGCUGGUGGCCGUGUGCGUGCGCGUAUUUCUAGUGCCCUACUACCAACGACGCCUCGUCGCACCUCCUGUCAAUUUCUCGCUUGGGUUAUCGAACGAAACGACUCCAGCGAACACUCCAACCCACUCUAAUAAAAGUAGCGUACCACAACGUCCAACGUCCCUUCUUUCCGAAGAUGGCAAAGUACUCGAGGCCAUCGCGGAAUGUGCCGAGAUGGUCACCCUGAGCGACGCCGACAGGACCUCGGUCGGGGUGAUGAAUGCCCGGAACCGAGCACUGCUCGCGACCAUGGAUGACUGCAGUAUAUUAUCCAGAAGUCUUAGCCCGCCAAAUAAGUCCCGAUUACAACUCAUAGAUGCAGAUCCCCAGAUAAACACAUUGAAAUACAUAGAUGAGACUUUGAGUUGUUGUAAAAGUUUGGACUCUGCGCAAAUGGCCGGUAUGGGAGAGAGUUACGACUCCAGGAACGGUUUCUUGGGUGACUCGUGCGACACGAUAGCACGAGGGGAGUUUGACAGACUGGCGGCUGCCAGAGCCACACACUGCGUGGACUUUGAUACCCCACCACCCAGACUUGAUAAGGGCCCAGAUGGUGGCAGUGCGUGGAGCAUAGAACGUUGCGGAGCGACAGAGGUUGCUAUCUCCCGUGCGGCCGGCAUCACGCCCAACUCCAGCGCAGCGCCGCUGCUGCGCGCCGUGUCGCCGCCCCCCGCGCCCGCGCCCGCUCCCCCGCCUGACGCCCUGCGCCUGUUCUCCUUCCUGCAAGUCCUCACCGCCACGUUUGGUGCGUUCGCGCAUGGUGGCAAUGACGUUAGUAACGCAAUCGGUCCUCUGGUGGCCCUCUGGCUGUUAUACUCCGAGGGAGGGGCACACUCCCGCGCAGAGACUCCUCUAGCCAUCCUGAUAUUCGGAGGAGUGGGUAUAGCGCUCGGGUUGUGGUUGUGGGGCCGCCGCGUCAUCCGCACCGUCGGGGAAGAUCUCACCAGCAUCACACCAGACACGGGCUUCACUAUCGAGCUGGGCGCUGCGCUGACCGUCCUCGUGGCCAGCAAGGCGGGUUUGCCAGUGUCCACUACUCACUGCAAGGUGGGGUCUGUCGUCUGUAUCGGCUACUUUUCUGCCAAGCCUGUCGACUGGAGCUUGUUCCGGAACAUAAUAUUCGCGUGGGUGGUGACUGUUCCUGCCGUGGCGGCGAUCGCAGCUCUCGCCAUGUUGGCACUCGAAGCGUUCGUUGUAUAGAUUAUUGUUUUACUUACGCAAUGCCGCGUAAUGUGUAGACAUUGACGAACUCACAAAUGUCUAGUUUUGCUCCUAAAUGUAUCUAAGUAUUGUGCUGAGAUAAACUUAUUAAUAAAAUGUAAUAAGUUUGUUGCCACGUUAUGACCAUGUCCAUAUAACUUCUUCUAAAGUAAUUAGUUUUAAAAAUAGGGUUUAUUUUUUGGAGCGAGAGAAUUUCAUUAUUCGUUACAGACAUAUUACUUUAUAAUCAAUACUUGAAUAAUUACAUUCAUUUUAUGAUCAUACUCGUGCUAUAUGUAUUUCUAGUUAUUUUUAGGACUGAACGUGGCUCAAAACGUGGCAUAGAAACGAACUAAGGAAAAACCAUGGAAAACGCAAAUAAAGCCAGUUUCUGAAUUUAUAAUAAUACUAAAUAAGUCCAAGUGUUGUCUAACAUAGUUCACAAGUAGGUAAUAUUGAUUUUCCUUGUUGUUCUCUAAGCUCACUACAGCGUCAUAGUUGUUAGACUAUACUGUUAGAACUAAGACUUCUUGGAUGUAUAACUCUGCACAUUUUCCAAUGCAAUUUCUAUUUCCGACGUAGGUAGGUACGCACGUGUACUUACUAGAUGACUGUGAUUCAAAAUCUUAUUAAAGUAAUAUUCUAAAACAUAAGUAUAAAAACUAUAGAUGGCGAUACUUAGGUACAUGAUUUCAUGUUAAAAUGAAUGGAUACGAAUCUAGAUGUUGUUGCAAAUUGUUAACAGUUAAAGUUAAGCUUACAAGUUGAAGGAAUUGUUUUAUAAAUUCCAUCGCAAGCUAAACUUGUGAGGAUUGUAUCUAUGUACGUAGAUCAUUUUCGUGAAGGCAUUCUUCCAAUGUGUCUUUGUGGAUUGAAUUAUUGUGUUACAAGAAGGCCAAAUUAGUUGCCAGUAU
Messenger RNA from Helicoverpa zea (corn earworm), 3642 nucleotides. It is a transcript of the gene NaPi-III, whose product is annotated as sodium-dependent phosphate transporter 1. Bases 809 to 2728 code for a protein of 639 amino acids. NCBI's taxonomy places the organism in Eukaryota, Metazoa, Arthropoda, Insecta, Lepidoptera, Noctuidae. Gene Ontology annotation, molecular function: phosphate transmembrane transporter activity. The transcript has 11 exons. Gene Ontology annotation, biological process: phosphate ion transmembrane transport. Gene Ontology annotation, cellular component: membrane. The record is from RefSeq and is a predicted model, not a curated record.